AUGUUAUUCAAUGGUGUUUUAUCUCAACAAGGUAUAUUUGAUCCUAGUAUAUUUACUGAAGCAAGUUGUACAGACAAUUAUAAAUGGUCAACAUGGUUUGACACAAAUGAUCCGAAUCUGUCACAAGGUGAUGUUGAAAUAACAAGUCAUAUUCAAAAAUUGUUUCCUAAUUUUAUGUGUUCAUCACCAACUGCUAUUGAAGGUCAAACAUCAUAUGAUGCAAAUCCAGCAACUACUGGAGACGCAUUUCGUAUAUCUGUCAAAGAUGGAUUUUUAUGUUUAAAUCAACAAAUCAACUUUUAUAAGGACAGAAUCUGUCAAGAUUACAAAGUUCGUUAUUGUUGUCCAGCUAAUUCUAUUUAG
Molecule: messenger RNA, 363 nt
Organism: Rotaria sordida
Lineage: Eukaryota; Metazoa; Rotifera; Eurotatoria; Philodinida; Philodinidae
Source: the annotation of a GenBank genome assembly